This is a messenger RNA of Nematocida homosporus, 2007 nucleotides long. RefSeq lists its product as uncharacterized. The record is from RefSeq and is a predicted model, not a curated record. Lineage: Eukaryota; Fungi; Microsporidia. Bases 1 to 2007 code for a protein of 668 amino acids. The transcript has a single exon.
AUGGAAGGAAUGAUCAUGUCGGAGAAGAAUAGAAAGGGAAGCGACUUAUCGGAGAACGGUAAGGAGAAAAAGAAACUAUCAAAGCUUGAUGAGUUUCUCUUACGUAACCAAGACUUGAUGCAACAAAGUUGUGCUGAUUCUCCUAAAGUAGAAGCACUUACUCUUAACAUUGAUGAGUUAGUCUUAAACAGUCAGGAGUGUUUAGUCAUGGCAGCAGAAGGGUCCCCUGAUGACCUCGAAGGGAAAGAAGAGGCACCGCCCCAAGUAGAGAGUUCAGAAAGCCCGGACCAAAGGGAAGAGCAUCUUCCCGACUACCUUCAAGAUCUUCUUACGGGUUUGGAUGAAGAGCCAGCGAACAAUUUAGUAGAAGAGUUAGAUGGGGAAGCAAAUGCAGAGUUAGAUGAGAGCAUGGAUGGCAUGUGUGCCGAGUUAGAGAGUGAAGUGUGUGUUGAGUUAGAAAGUAAAGUGGAUGAAGCGAAGGUUGAGUUGGAGAAUGAAGUGUGUGUUGAGUUAGAGAGUGAAGUAUGUGUUGAGUUGGAGAAUGAAGUGAAUGAAGCGAAGGUUGAGUUGGAGAAUGAAGUGUGUGUUGAGUUAGAGAGUGAGGUGUGUGUUGAGUUAGAGAGUGAAGUGUGUGUUGAGUUAGAAGAGGAUCAUAAGCAAGUUCUUAUUACUAACCAGCCCGAAGGAGUAAACAAAGAAGUAGAUCAUCCAGAGGAUCAUACUCUAAGACCAACACAAGAACAUCAAACAAUCUCGUUUAUUACUUCCACUUCAACUCCUACUCCUACUCCUAACCCAACCCUAACUAGUCAGCCAGCCACCUUAGAAGUAAGCACUGAAGUAGAACAGAGCAAGCCAAAACCAAAACCACCAACACCCACCUUUACCUCAGCCAAGCCAACACCCACCAUUACUACACUUAAGCCAACCAACUCAAUAGAGACUCUUAUCUCACCCGUACUUAAUGCUUCAAUCAGAACUACACCCACACCUAUUACUACUACUGCAACACCUAUUACUACUACUACACCUACUACUACUGCAGCACCUACUACUAUUACACCACCCAUUACUCUACCACCUACACCACAUAUUACACCACUAACAAGUCAAUCUCUUAAUCCAACUAUAUCAAAUCAAAAACAAUCAUUUACAAAAGCAUUUAUAGUAGAUAAAAAGAUAGCAGAUACGGACCUAAAGUCACCUUUAGAUAGCAUAUCCUGCCAAUCAGCCGCCCCAAUGAACACUACCCCCAAAAAGACAUCUAUUCGUAAGGUUUUAGCUCAAUUCGGCACAGUAGUCUGGGGGCUAAUCACCGGCUUAACCAGCAAAAUACUCUGGACAGCUCUUUUCUCUUUAGUGGGACUACAAAUGAUUAUGAUGUUUGAAAAAGGUGUAACAAUUAGUCCAAAUCUUGAUAUGAUUUUAAAGAACUACUUAACUUCCUGGCCAAGUACUUUAGCCUAUCAAGUACUUACUUGGGGCGUUUUCCUCAUUUCCUUAUCUUACGCAACUAUCUUCUUAGUAAAUGCCUUACUGGUUUAUAAGCCAGAAAGAAGAUACCAAGAAGAUUCGUCUAGUAAUUUUAUCUUAGCUGUAUCAGCUGAUAUUUUGAAUUUAACAACUAUGCUGCCAUUUACGUUAGGUCUUAUCAAAGAAUCAAUUGAUUUUGGUUUAUCUUUUGUCUGUCCUUACCAGGCUGGUAUCUAUAUAUGCAACAUACUUUACCUUUGCUUUGUCAUGCAUACAGGCAUACUAGCUUACGACGUAAUUCAGCAGCAAUCCCUAGCUGAAGCACAAAAACAAGGUCCAUGGGAAAUCAUAGUACUUAUAAGUCGUUGUCUACGUAUAUCUUUAAUGACACUUAUUGAGUGCUACCUCUUCCGAGUCCUACUAGAUCUAGCCAUUAAGCACUGCCGCAACCCAGAUGCCCUAACUCAGCUCGGCGACUGGCUCCAAAACAAAGCCGACUCCCUAAUAACCACAGUCUCCCUAAUCCUUAAGUAA